AUGUUUUUGCGGAAAUUCUGGAACGAAUGGACGCUGCAAGAGAAUGCGAGGCGCAUGAAGAUCACCGUAUUGCCGUCUGGGACGAAGAAGGUACAUCUGAGGAGCCCCAGCGAGCUGGACGAGAUGGAGAAGCAGGAAAAACGGCGGCGGAAGGAGGAGGAGCGCCAGAAGCAGCAUCCAGUUAUGGUGAACAUUCCGGGC
Mesorhabditis spiculigera is the source of this 201-nucleotide messenger RNA. The record is from the annotation of a GenBank genome assembly. NCBI's taxonomy places the organism in Eukaryota, Metazoa, Nematoda, Chromadorea, Rhabditida, Rhabditidae.